This is a messenger RNA of Zeugodacus cucurbitae (melon fly), 1526 nucleotides long. RefSeq lists its product as uncharacterized. Bases 142 to 924 code for a protein of 260 amino acids. Gene Ontology annotation, biological process: neuropeptide signaling pathway; regulation of hormone secretion. The transcript is spliced from 2 exons. NCBI's taxonomy places the organism in Eukaryota, Metazoa, Arthropoda, Insecta, Diptera, Tephritidae. The record is from RefSeq and is a predicted model, not a curated record. Gene Ontology annotation, cellular component: secretory granule. Gene Ontology annotation, molecular function: enzyme regulator activity.
AUAAAACUUGCACGAGCCAUGGCAGCGCUGUCAGUGUGGAAAAUCGAUAAUUCCUCGAACGUCACUACAAAGUAUGUGCUGAUACUACAAGCGAUUGAGUGAUUGCAAACGGAAAACCUGCAGUGGCUCAUCAUUAACAAUAUGGCUGCUCAACGUAACGGCGCUUUAGGCUUAGCGCUCUUCGUUACACUCUUGUUUGGCCAGCAGCAAAAUGUCGACGCAUUCAAUUCCAUGGAGGCUUUUAGUGCCAAGGAUAAUAUUUUCGCCGAUGUGUUGCUCACCGAGCUACUAAAUCGCAUGGAUAAGGACAUCGAUCCAAUGCAAAAUUACUUCGAUUUGCUUGGUGAUGCACCGAAGAGUGUGGAUCUGAUGUCACGCACCUCGAAGAACAAUGCACCGGAUGAGUAUGAGUAUCGCGGCAUGUACGGUGGGCAUCCGUCCAUACGCGAUCAAGAGUACAUGCAGCACAGUUCUUUGUGGGGACAUCAGUACAUCAACGGCGGCAUGGGCGAGAUGCCAAAUCGUUUUCCGGCCAUCAAAACGGAUGCCACGUUGCCGGCCUACUGCAAUCCACCGAAUCCCUGUCCAUAUGGCUAUGACGAGAGUCAAGGUUGCAUCUCGGACUUUGAGAAUACCGCUAUUUUCAGUCGCGAAUUCCAAGCUGCACAGGACUGCACCUGCGACAAUGAGCAUAUGUUCGAUUGCGCUGGUCAGGACAGCAAUGCCAGCGCCAAUGAGAUGACCUCGACUAUGGAGAAAUUCUUGAUGCAUCAAUUCCAGAAUGAAAACGGUCUUGACAACCCCAAUGCAGUGGUUAAGAAGUUCUACGGUUUUGCUACUGGUCAUGGCGGUCCGAAUAAUCCCUUCUUGCAGGGUGAGAAGCUACCCAUAGCCGCCAAGAAGGGUGCUCAUAUUAGCGAUUAGACGGCACAUGGCAUUGGUAUAAUAGUUAAUGGAUAUUGUCAUUAGUUUCAAAUACUUAACCAGGCACACGGACAAAAAUAUAUAUAUAUAUAUAUAUCUAUACAUAUACAAAUGAGUAUUCUUGCUGUCAAAUAUCAAAUAUCAGGCUAUACAUAUAUAUGUAUGUACGCAUAUUUAAGUUAACGGGUGCGCAGCAAUUUCGGAGCAUAUAUUUAUUAUAAAUGUUAAAACCAUAAAUUAUCUGUUUCGGGGCAUAUAUUUAUUAUAAAUGUUAUAACCAUAAAUUAUUCAGCUAUCUAUUCCGGAGCACAUAUUUAUUAUAAAUGUCAAAACCAUAAAUUAUCUGUUUCGGGGCAUAUAUUUAUUAUAAAUGUUGAAACCAUAAAUUAUUCAAAUAUUCAAUAUUCAAUUAUAUAACAUUUCACUCGUUGUAAUUAAAUUGAUGACAGAAUCUUCACAUCUAUAUGUAUAACGGCAUUAAGGCAUCAGUACUUGUGCGAAUAACCAAGGUCUCUAAUUUGUUGAUCACAUACAAACAGCUCGGUGUUGGCUUUAUCGAAAUUUCUCCUAACUAAAUAAAUAUAUAUGUAUAAAACUAAAAA